This is a messenger RNA of Monodelphis domestica (gray short-tailed opossum), 954 nucleotides long. RefSeq names its product olfactory receptor 6C76-like. NCBI's taxonomy places the organism in Eukaryota, Metazoa, Chordata, Mammalia, Didelphimorphia, Didelphidae. Gene Ontology annotation, cellular component: membrane. The record is from RefSeq and is a predicted model, not a curated record. Gene Ontology annotation, molecular function: olfactory receptor activity; G protein-coupled receptor activity. Gene Ontology annotation, biological process: G protein-coupled receptor signaling pathway.
AAAAGUAAAGAGUCAGCCAUGAGAAAUCACACAGCAGUGACAGAGUUCAUCCUCCUGGGACUGACAGAUGAUCCAGAGAUAAAGGUCUUGAUUUUCCUUUUUCUGUUUCUAACUUACUUAUUGAGUGUAACUGGCAACCUGACAAUCAUCGCACUUACCCUUCUAGACUAUCGACUCAAGACUCCCAUGUACUUCUUCCUUAGAAAUUUCUCCUUCUUAGAAAUCUCUUUUACUUCUGUCUGCAUUCCAAGGUUCUUGGUCACUAUUUUAACAGGGGACAGGACCAUUUCCUAUAAUUCUUGUAUAGCUCAGUUAUUUUUUUUAAUCCUCUUUGGGGCAACAGAAUUUUUUCUGCUGGCAGCCAUGUCCUAUGACCGCUAUGUGGCCAUCUGUAAACCCCUACACUACACAACCAUCAUGAGCAGCAAAGUCUGCAGCCAGCUUGUAAUCAGCUCUUGGCUGGCAGGUUUCCUCAUUAUCUUUCCACCAGUCAUCAUGGGCCUCCAGCUGGAUUUUUGUGACUCUAAUGUCAUUGAUCACUUUACCUGUGACUCGUCUCCUAUGCUGAUGAUCUCUUGCACAGACACGAAGGUGUUAGAGGUCAUGAGUUUUUGCUUGGCUACAUUCACACUCAUAUUUACUUUGGCAUUAGUGAUUUUGUCCUAUGCAUACAUCCUUAGAACCAUUCUGAAACUCCCCUCUGCCCAGCAAAGGAAAAAGGCCUUUUCCACUUGUUCCUCCCACAUUAUUGUUGUCUCUAUCUCCUAUGGAAGCUGCAUCUUCAUAUAUAUCAAACCACCAGCAAAGGAAGGGGUAUCUUUGAACAAAGGUGUGGCUAUACUGAAUUCUUCUGUUGCCCCCAUGCUAAAUCCCUUCAUUUAUACACUAAGGAAUCAGCAAGUCAAACAGGUCUUCAAGGACAUAGUCAAAAAGAUAUUUUUUUUUAAGAAAUGA